Venustampulla echinocandica is the source of this 603-nucleotide messenger RNA. RefSeq lists its product as uncharacterized. Lineage: Eukaryota; Fungi; Ascomycota; Leotiomycetes; Helotiales; Pleuroascaceae. Gene Ontology annotation, molecular function: structural constituent of chromatin; nucleosomal DNA binding; double-stranded DNA binding. The coding region runs from base 1 to 603 and encodes 200 amino acids. Gene Ontology annotation, biological process: nucleosome assembly; chromosome condensation; negative regulation of DNA recombination. The transcript has 6 exons. The record is from RefSeq and is a predicted model, not a curated record. Gene Ontology annotation, cellular component: nucleus; nucleosome.
AUGGCCCCUAAAGCUGCCGCUGCCUCCAAGCCCAAGGCUGCCGCUCCCGAGCAUGCCAGCUACCAAGCGAUGAUCACUGAUGCCAUCGUCAACCUCAAAGACCGCAAUGGAUCAAGCCGCAUCGCCCUCAAGAAAUAUGUAAAGGCCAACAACAAGAUCAACGCCACUGACAGCAUGUUCGACUCUCUGUUCAACAGAGCGUUGAAGGCUGGUGUUGAGAAGGGUGUCUUCGCUCAGCCCAAGGGUGCAUCCGGCGGAACCAAGCUCGCAAAGAAGGAGCCCAAGCCCGCUGCAAAGCCAAAGGCCGCCGCGCCCAAGGUUGAGAAGAAGACUGCCGCCGCCCCUAAGAAGAAGGCUGCUGCUCCCAAGGCCAAGGCUCCCGCCGCAAAGCCCAAGGCAGCUCCCAAGCCAAAGGCCGCCGCCGCAAAGCCCAAGGCUGCUCCCAAGAAGGCUGCUAAGGCCAAGGAUGCCCCAGCCGUCGUCGACAAGCCAGCCGUCAUUGGCAAGACCAAGUCCGGUCGCGUGACCAAGACCAAGGCAGCACCAGCGGCGAAGAAGGCCGCACCUAAGAAGAAGGCGACGCCAAAGAAGGCUGCCGCAUAA